Messenger RNA from Panicum virgatum (switchgrass), 1069 nucleotides. RefSeq lists its product as uncharacterized. The transcript has a single exon. NCBI's taxonomy places the organism in Eukaryota, Viridiplantae, Streptophyta, Magnoliopsida, Poales, Poaceae. The record is from RefSeq and is a predicted model, not a curated record. Bases 160 to 633 code for a protein of 157 amino acids.
CAGGCCCGCACGGCACCAUCACAAAUUUGUUUCGCCGUCGGCCGUCGCAGCGCAGCCUCGAACCCCCUCCAGCCAGCCAGCCAGCCAGCCAGCCAGGCGUGCCACCUCGUCCUGCUUCCCGGCGCCGGCGCGCCGGACCUAUACCUCGACCAGACGACGAUGGCCAGCGGCAGCGCCGGAACGCCGCCGGGCGCGGCCUACGGCUACAGCUCGCGCCACAGCUCCUACGCCACCGCCGCGAACCGCCAGCUCGCGAGGCAGAGGUCCAUGCCGGCCGCCCUCGCGGCCGCCUUCGCGCCGUUCGGCGGCGGCGGACGCGAGUGGCCAAGAACGAGACGCCUCGGGGACGGCGGCGGCGAGCGCGCUCCCGCGCCCGGCGGCGUGGUGGGGCGGGUGGCGCGGGCGAUGUGGGCGUGGAUCGGGAGGGGGAGGAGGAAGGUGGCGGUGAUGGGUCGGAGCGCCUCGUCGUCGCCGGCUAAGGUCCAGUACGGGCACGAGGAGUACGCGCAGAACUUCGACGAGGGCGCCACGGCGAGCGAGCCCGAGAACCUGCCGCGGUCCUUCUCGGCGCGGUACGCCAGGCAAGGGACGCGCGACGGGGCUCGCUGGGGCCGCCGCCGGCCGCCGCCGUGACCAUGUCGUGCGCCGUGGACAGAGGCGGUGCGGGCUUCGACGCGGUGAGAUAAAACUGGACGCCAACCAACCCCUUUCGCCUACUACACUCCCUGACUGCUGUAUAUUCUUUUUUUUUAUCAGACUGCUGUGUAUUCUUUGGUAACCCUAUUAAGGUACAGAGGCCAUUUUUGUGUCAUGAUUCAUGAAACAUUUGUAUCAGUCGCAUCAUCGCAUGGCGGAUUAGGAUAGUGUUAUAAGAAGCGUGGGUAGUGCAGUUGUGAUUUGUCAGCUUUGAUGAACGAUGAUGUGCUAUGCCGGUUGCGCAUUCUGUGAUUCUGUCUCCAACUUAACCUUCAUCAAGCUCAAUUGGCUUGGCUAGCGUAUGCAAGUCGAUGUUCAAGUUUCACAAAGUGCCUUCUCGAUUCAUUUCUAAUUAUCGCGGCAAACAAAUCGA